This is a messenger RNA of Mixia osmundae IAM 14324, 503 nucleotides long. RefSeq lists its product as uncharacterized. Gene Ontology annotation, biological process: DNA-templated transcription. The record is from RefSeq and is a predicted model, not a curated record. The coding region runs from base 93 to 503 and encodes 136 amino acids. Gene Ontology annotation, molecular function: DNA-directed RNA polymerase activity; zinc ion binding; DNA binding. NCBI's taxonomy places the organism in Eukaryota, Fungi, Basidiomycota, Mixiomycetes, Mixiales, Mixiaceae. Gene Ontology annotation, cellular component: RNA polymerase II, core complex; RNA polymerase I complex; RNA polymerase III complex. The transcript has 3 exons.
GUCUCGUCUUCGUCGUUGGGUCGCUUCGUCGAAGAAAUUUGUCGACAGCGCGCGACCGAAAGAGUUCCGUCGCUUGCCAGGCCUCUGACGAGAUGUCCAGACCGGACUAUGGAGCUGCGCCUGGUCUCGGUGGCGGCAGUGGACCGGGAGCUCAAGAUGCGAGCGACAAGCUAGCUUACUCGUGCGCCGAUUGCGGGCAAGACAACAACAUCGAACCCAAGGCGCCCAUCAGAUGCAAUCACUGUGGCUGUCGGAUCGUCUUCAAGAAGCGAGGCAAGAAGAUGGCAGCACCGCCAGGGUUUGCAGGUUCAGUUCGAAGCCCGGUGACGGCGCACAUCGUGCUUAAUCGGACUAUGCAUACGUCUAUUGCUCCCCUCUAUAUCUGGGCAAAAGCAAUGGCAGGCUGUUGUACUCUCGACUGCAUCGCUCAUGCAGAUUCGAACUCUCUUCCUCGACAACCUUGCAAUAUCGAUCAGCCAGUCCCAACACUUGACCAUCUAUGA